Austrofundulus limnaeus is the source of this 3138-nucleotide messenger RNA. Its product is annotated as synaptic vesicle glycoprotein 2A. Gene Ontology annotation, biological process: chemical synaptic transmission; transmembrane transport. Lineage: Eukaryota; Metazoa; Chordata; Actinopteri; Cyprinodontiformes; Rivulidae. Gene Ontology annotation, molecular function: transmembrane transporter activity. The record is from RefSeq and is a predicted model, not a curated record. Gene Ontology annotation, cellular component: synaptic vesicle membrane; neuron projection.
AACGGGAAGCACGACGAGGCGUGGAUGAUCCUGAAGCAGGUCCACGACACCAACAUGAGAGCUAAAGGUUAUCCAGAAAGAGUCUUCUCUCUACUACGGCCUGACCGUGUGGUUCCCGGACAUGAUCAAGUACCUGCAGAAGCAGGAGUACGCCUCACGCACCAAGGUUUUUGUCAAGGAGAGAGUGGAACACGUCACCUUUAACUUCACACUGGAGAACCAGGUCCACCGUCAGGGCCAGUACUUCAACGACAAGUUCAUGAACAUGAAAAUGAAAUCGAUGGUGUUUGAGGAUUCACUGUUUGAGGAAUGUUAUUUUGAGGAUAUUACCUCCAGCAGCACCUUCUUCAAGAACUGCACCUUCAUCGCCACCCUCUUCUACAACACCGAUCUUUUUAAGUACCGACUGAUCAACUGUAAGCUCAUCAACAGCACCUUCCUACACAACAAAGAGGGCUGCCUGCUCAGUGACAUCAGUGAUGAAAAUAAUGCCUACAUGGUCUACUUUGUCAGUUUCCUGGGCACCCUGGCUGUGUUACCAGGCAACAUUGUGUCUGCGCUCCUCAUGGACAAGAUCGGACGGCUGAGGAUGCUAGCCGGCUCCAGUGUCAUCUCGUGCGUCAGCUGUUUCUUCCUGUCCUUUGGGAACAGCGAGUCGGCCAUGAUCGCCCUGCUCUGCCUGUUCGGCGGCAUCAGCAUCGCCUCCUGGAACUCCCUGGACGUGCUGACCGUCGAGCUCUACCCCUCUCACAAGAGAACCACAGCGUUUGGCUUCCUCAACGCUCUGUGUAAGUUAGCGGCGGUGCUGGGCAUCAGCAUCUUCACCUCGUUCGUGGGCAUCACCAAGGCCGUGCCCAUCCUGUUCGCCUCGGGGGCGCUGGCGGUGGGCAGCUUCCUCGCGCUCAAACUACCCGAGACGAGGGGUCAAGUGCUGCAGUAGUGUGGCACCAGCAGCUUCGCAGAGGGCAGGAAAGGGUUUCUGCCACACUGUGAGCCAACUGCUCCGGAGCCCACCUCAUUCUGUCCUCUGAACCCACCCGUAAUUACAAACCUAACCUGUGAUCUGUUAAAGGUACUCAGUGCAGUGUUAUAAAGAAACUAAACCUGCACAGUUUUUAACACUGACAUGUGUGACCUGAUGGUUUUAACGUGUUGGUGCCUGUUCACACUAAGAUUAGUAGAGAAAGCAGAUAGAAAUAUCUUUAAUCUGAAACACUUCUCAAUCUAAAUGGUUUUUGGUGGAAUCAGCUGAGGCGUUUGCUUAUUUCAGCUUUGUCUAUUAAUAUAUCUGAACAAGUACUGAAGUUAACUUUCAAACUGCAACAUGUGAUUUCAUUCCUUGCAAUGAGUACCUUUAUGAUUACUGAUAAUAAAUCUGUGUCAAAAAUAUCCCAGAAAACCUUUCUAAUCAAGGUUUAUUAUUGAUAAUUACCUGAAAUUGGAGAAGAUAAAAAUAUGAAAGGGUCAGAGGUCAGUGGACAGGGGGCUCUUGACAGAGUGUAUGGCACAGGAUGAGGGCCAAAAUUAAGACUAUUGUGCAACCAGCGGUUUCUGCAUUCUUGUAGCAGGAGGUUAUAUCCAUAAGUUAAUUAUUGAUCUGAUUAAUGAUAGACUGGUACCACUAACUGAGGCCCUCACUGGCAAAUAAGAAGGAGACUAUUCCUUUGUGCUAGCAUCGGGGAGGCUAUGCCCAGGCUUCUCACCUACUUUAUUAGACAAACCUUUUUGAAUAAAGUAAAUUUUCUCAAUAAAAAAUGGUUGACAUAUAAACUUAUAAGCUCCAUGCACUGACAGGUGUUCCUUCGACAGAAUUUACUGUUCAACAUGACGUCAAGAUAAAUAUUAAACAUAAAACAUAUUACUGUGAAGCACACAGCUUUAGUUACCACCGGAAUUAGCAGAUGGGUUUGCCCUUGUUUAUUGGUUAAUGGUGGUGUUUGUUGUUGUUUUUCUCUCUUUUGCCAAAUUAUAAGAAAUAUCUGUAUAUAAUAAAUUACAAUUCAAUAUAGAGAAGCCUAAUUUAAUACCCUGUCAAAACUGUAAAAAGCUCAACUUGAUAGUUCUGGCUCAUGAUUCGCUAGCUUCUCCGAUGCUAACACCAGCAUAUCCAUGCUAGUUGCUAACCUCUCAGUUACCAGGGCCAGCUGCUCCAAGUGGGGGUCUCUGCAGAGCAGAUUGGACUGACAGUUUCCAGCCCAAACACAACGUAAAACCUGCCCAAACACAAAAAACAACAACAACAACAACAACAACAACAACAUAAUAAUAAUAAUAAUAAUAAUAACAUUUAAAAAAAACGUCCAAAUCUCAACCUCUGACUGUGUGUGCAAUAUAAAAAAGUUUAGAUUACUGAUAUAGCCUACCCAUGUGUACAUUAUACUAAUAAACAAAACACCACAUCUGCAGUGAAUCAGUAUUUACAUUUUUUGUAGCUCUGAAAAGACAGCGUUAGAGAGACUGACAGUCAUCUUUAGAAUGAAAACUUGUAAAAGAAAUAAAACAGAUGGGGAUGAUAAAAUGUUUGCUGCAAGCAUAUGCAUAAGAAAAGUCAACUAAUAUUCUUGUUUUGCAGAAGGAGGGGGUUCUCAGAAACCCACUCUUCUCUUUGGUGUGUUUACAGUUGAUAUUAACCAACACAAAUUUGCAGUGACACUUAAUAGUUUGAUGUAAUUUCCUUAUGAAUACUUUCUAAAAACCCACCAAAUGUGGUUAAAAGCAGCUCAAAUUUUAACAACCCACCCACAGCUGUUUUUUCCAGCCCACUGUGUUUAAAAAAAACCCAUUUGGACAGAAACCAGCCCAAUCCAGCAACACUGCGAGGCAUUUCUAAACAUAAACACUGACUGGCUAGUUGUAUUUGCUCUGUUUUUCGAAAAGUUGGUUCUUCUCUUUCGUUUUUUACUUUCACUUUUGACUUUAACUACUUUUACGUUAAUUUUAGCAGCCAAAACUGAGGCAUAGGGGUUAAUUAUUAGGGUGGGAAAGGCCAAAUCAUAGAAUCAAGGGGUUAAUUUUAGAGUCAAAUGACUGGAGAGGGAUAAAUAAUUCCAACAUGGAGCUCUAAAGGGUCUCUUUCCAAAGUAAGCUAAUAAUAUAAAGAAAGAAACAUGAUGUCCCAGUGGCUUUCAAACCCCAAAA